Pungitius pungitius (ninespine stickleback) is the source of this 3515-nucleotide messenger RNA. It is a transcript of the gene abca5, whose product is annotated as ATP-binding cassette, sub-family A (ABC1), member 5. NCBI's taxonomy places the organism in Eukaryota, Metazoa, Chordata, Actinopteri, Perciformes, Gasterosteidae. Gene Ontology annotation, biological process: lipid transport; transmembrane transport. Gene Ontology annotation, cellular component: intracellular membrane-bounded organelle; membrane. The record is from RefSeq and is a predicted model, not a curated record. Gene Ontology annotation, molecular function: ABC-type transporter activity; ATP hydrolysis activity; lipid carrier activity. The transcript has 23 exons. The annotation marks the transcript as partial.
UCGCCUCCAGAGUGACGUAAGAAAGAGGCGCAGCUUGUUUUUAGGGUUCUUUACUUGACAUAAAACAUCUGUAAUGUAAGGUCGUUAGACUAUACAUUUAGGAUGGAUAUGUCUUGAUGUAUUUCAUACCUGAGGCCAGCAUUCGGGAGACGCCUUCUCGCCCGGACGUGCUCCAGAUGAGGCACGCUGCAAGUAUGCAGCCCGUUCAUAGAAGAGAUGCUGCCGUCUGGCACCAAACAAGAAGCCUCCUCUACAAGAAUCUGCUCAUCAAAUGGAGGACCAAGCAGCAGAGCCUUCAGGAACUCGUCCUACCUCUGCUCCUCUUGGGCCUCCUGAUACUCAUCAGCACCCAGAAUCCUCACGUUUACUAUGGAAGCAUCAGCACCGUGGAGCUGGAGCAGCACGAGCUCUUCUUCAAAGGCCUGGGCUACACUCCGAUCAGCAACGUCACCAGCCACAUUAUGGAAGAGGUGGCCCAGGAGUUGCACCUGCAGGAUCGUCUGGAGAUGUUUGCCAGUGAGGAGGACCUUGAGAACGCCAGCCUGUAUGAGCCCUCCAGCUACGUCGGGGUGGUGUUCACGGACAGCUCGGCCACGUCGUACAAGCUACGCUUCCCGUACAUCGAGCUGCCUUUACAUAGCGACUACACAGAAUCUAUUGGCAACUGUUUCACCAGCUUGUUGAACUGCAAAGCAGCGAACUACUGGUACUCUGGCUUCAUCCGCCUCCAGUCCCUGAUCGACGCAGCCAUCAUCCAGAUGCAGACGAAGCGCACCGUGUGGAGCGAGAUGGACCUGAAGGUGGUCAUGAUGGGUCAGCCAGGCUCCGUUGAGGUGCAGAAGUUCCCCCACGCCCUCAUCUCCAUCUACCUGGUCCUGGCCUUCACACCCUUUGUCACCUUCCUCAUCGUCAAUGUGGCAGCUGAGAAGGAGCAUCGCCUCAAAGACACCAUGACCAUGAUGGGUCUCUACGACACCUCCUUCUGGUUGUCGUGGGGCCUCCUGUAUGCGGCUCUGGUCACUGCCAUGUCCUUCCUGAUGGCCAUCAUCGCUACGUACACCGCCCUGUUCCCCAACAGUAACUUCCUGGUUGUCUUUGUCCUCAUCUUCCUCUAUGGAAUAUCAUCGAUCUUUUUCUCCUUCAUGCUGACUCCGUUGUUUAAGAAGCCCAAGUUUGCCAGCACGGUGGGCUCCAUGCUGACGGUGGUGUUCGGCUGCCUGUCCCUGUUCACCGUGCUGAUAAAGGACUUCCCGCAGCCACUGGUCUGGUUUUUCUGCCUCCUCUCCCCCAGCGCCUUCUCCAUCGGGAUCGCCCAGGUGGUGUACCUGGAGGCCCAGGGAGACGGUGCUGUGUUUUCCUCUCUGGCCAACGGUCCUCAUCCUCUUUACGUGCCCCUGCUCAUGCUGGUUGUGGACUGCGUCCUCUACCUUCUGUUGGCUAUCUACCUGGACCAGGUGCUGCCCGGUGAGUUCAGAAAGAGGAGGUCCUUGGUUUACUUCCUGAAGCCAUCCUAUUGGUCCAAACAUAGAAAGCGCUACGUUGAAGUGAGCUCCGUGUACGACGCCGAGGGGAAAGGAGCAACCGGCGGAGCCGAGUCCGUGGAGCCGGUUUCUGCCGAGUUCAGAGGGAAAGAGGCCAUCAGGAUCAACAACAUCCAGAAAGUUUACAAGGAGAAAGAUAACGUGGUGGAGGCUCUGAGAGGUUUGACCUUUGACAUCUACGAGGGCCAGAUCACGGCCCUGCUGGGGCACAGCGGGGCUGGAAAGUCCACUCUCAUGAACAUCCUGUGUGGCAUCUGCUCCCCCACUGGCGGCUCGGCCACCAUCUACGGCUCCCCCGUGGCAGAGAUGGCGGACGGCUCGGACAUGAAGCAGCUGGUGGGCAUUUGUCCCCAGUUCAACAUCAUCUUUGACGUGCUCACUGUGGAGGAACACCUCAGGAUAUUUGCAGCCGUCAAAGGGAUCCUCCCAUCGGACAUCGAGGCCGAGGUAAGCAAAGUGCUGAAGGACCUGGACUUGGAGAAGAUCAAGUCGGCUCAGGCCAAAAACCUGAGCGGAGGCCAGAAGAGGAAACUGUCUGUGGGCAUCGCCAUCCUCGGAGACCCAAAGAUCCUUCUGUUGGACGAGCCCACAGCGGGCAUGGACCCCUGCUCCAGGCACCAGGUGUGGUCGCUGCUCAAGAGCAGCCGGGCCGGCCGAGUCAUCGUCCUCAGCACGCACUACAUGGACGAGGCGGACAUCCUGGCUGAUCGUAAAGCUGUGAUCUCUCAGGGAAUGCUGCGAUGCGUCGGCUCUUCUAUGUACCUCAAGGUCAAGUGUGGCGUUGGAUAUCAUCUCAGGAUGUCGAUCAGUCAGGGAUGUGGAGCUGAAAACAUCUGUUCACUGGUCACCCAGCAUGUUCCCAAGGCGACGGUAUCCCGACAACACGAGGCCGAGCUCACCUUCACUCUGCCUUUUGAGAGCAUGGACACGUUUUCAGGUUUGUUCUCAGAGCUCGAAGAUAAACCCGAUCUGGGAAUUAUCAACUACGGGGUUUCCAUGACAACGCUGGAGGAUGUUUUUCUUCGCUUGGAGGCAGAGGCUGAAGUGGACCAAGCCGACUACAGCGUGUUCAGCCGGGAGCCGGCGGCGGAGGAGGAGAGCGACGGCGCCUCCGUGGACGACCAGGACCAGCGGCUGCUGGCCUUCUCAGACGGCAAGUCGGACGUGGUGUCGGGUCACGCGCUGUGGCGCCAGCAGUUCAGCGCUGUGGCCUGGCUGCACAUGCUCAACAUGCACAGGGAGAGGAAGGCCUUCAUCUACACCCUGGCCCUGUUCCUGCUGUUCGUCUCCGCCGUGCUGGUCCUAUCUCUGGUCUCGGGAAACCUCCAGAUUCAUUCCCCCGAACGGGAGUUUCUGCCCAUUUACCUCCUCAAAAGCAACCAGGUGCAGCGGAGAUACGCCACCAGCCUCCUGGUGCAGAACUCCUCAGAAUCUGAUAUUUCCGACUUAAUACGCAACCUGCAGUCUCAGAACAUCAAAGUGGAGAUGAUGACGCACAGCGACUACAUGGCCGCCGCUCCCCACAGCGCCGCCAUCAACGUGACAGGAUCCAGCAAGGGAUUCAAAUACAGCGUCGCGUUCAACAGCACCACGGUCCACUCGCUGCCGAUGGCUGUCAACGUGCUGAGCAACGCUCUCCUCAGAGGCCUGAACGGCACCGGCCGGAUCCGAACCUGGACCAAACCCUUUUAUUAUCAAAUCCCAGAUGCUACGUCCUACGCGCUGGUGUACAUAGAGGCCAUCAUACUGGGAAUGCUGGCUGCUGGAAUGCCGGCGUAUUUCGCAAUGGGCCACACUCGAGACCGAGAGAUCAAGUGUCGCUCCACCCUUCGUAUCUCGGGUCUGGUUCCGUCAGCCUACUGGUGCGGCCAGGCAGCGGUGGACAUCCCCUUCUACUACCUCAUCCUGUCCAGCAUGACCAUUGUCCUCUUCUCCUUCCACACCGGCAGCCUGCUCACCUCCAGCAACCUCACC